Molecule: messenger RNA, 396 nt
Organism: Meloidogyne enterolobii
Lineage: Eukaryota; Metazoa; Nematoda; Chromadorea; Rhabditida; Meloidogynidae
Source: the annotation of a GenBank genome assembly
AUGACACGAAUAAUUAUGGACAUUCAUCAAACAAUGCUGGCCAUGCCCACAAUGACAAUAAAUGCUCAUACAAAGAAUGAUAAAGCAGUUUCAAAUAUAGAUGAUAAGUUAAAAAAAUACUUUGCAUCCAUUUCCAUAUUCAAAGAAAAGAUUGAAUUGACUCGUGAACAGUUUUAUGGAGAUGAACCAAUUCGACUGGAUUUGAUCGGAAAGAGUUGUAAAUCUACAUUUAUGGAAAAGUUAUCUUCGACGCCAAUAAAGUUUAUGCGAAAACUGGGCAGUAAAUCGUUGACAAAAGACACUGACGAAGUUAGUGCGAUAGAAAAACACAUAAAAAACAUCAAAGAUUCAAAGCUUGAAGUAACUAUAUACAUGGUGAGCUUACUAAAUCUUUAA